GCGAAAAUAAUAAUCUCUAAUUAAUCCCCUGGCUUUAAAUCAAUGAAAAUGAUUUUUCUCCUUCGCGAGUUUUGCUGAUUGCGUAUAAUCCAAAGCCCUUUUUUCAGAUCGUUUUGAGUUAUGUGACUUGUAUAUGCGUACUAUAUAUCCAUACAAACCACCGUUCCUACACCCCGAAACAUAGUAGUAAGUCAAGGACGUUUUACUUCAGAUCUUAUAUUCUUCCAUACGCUGAUUUAGAAAAAGGAACCCAUAAUCUAUUUAUCACGAUAUCGAGCACAAGAACCAAUUCUGUUGGGCUCAGUUGGAGUUCAGAAUAGAUAUAUACAGAUUUGAGGGCGCCUUUCUGAAAAUCUUGAAAGAUCUACCUGGAUGUAAUGCUAGAUUCUUGGAAUUAAGCUUUUUCUUUCGUUAAUUCUUUCUAUGAUUUGGGGGUUUUUUGGUUGGAAUCUGAAACAUCCAUUUUGAGAGAGUGCUGCUUUUCGCACUUGGCUUGAAAUUGAGGUGAAUACUUUUGGGACUUUUGUAAAUUUUCUUUGUGGAUAGAUUUUCUGGUCUUGGAGUAGGAGAAUAUGUUUUGGAGAGGAAGGGAAAGGGAAAUCAAAGAUCAGAAUGCCGGACCUCCUUGUGGGCAGGUCAGAGUUCUUGUUGUUGGUGACUCAGGUGUGGGCAAAACCUCUCUCGUUCAUCUGAUUCUAAAAGGUUCUUCUGUUGCUCGGCCUACUCAAACAAUUGGUUGUACUGUUGAUGUUAAGCAUACUACUUAUGGAACUUCUGGUAGCUCGUCAUAUAGUUUCAGAGGUGACAGCGAGAGAGAUUUUUUUGUUGAACUUUGGGAUAUAUCAGGACAUGAACGAUAUCAAGAUUGCCGAUCUGUGUUCUAUUCUCAAAUCAAUGGUGUUAUGUUUGUUCAUGAUCUUUCUCAAAGAAGGACGAAGACAAGCUUGAAGAAGUGGGCUGCAGAGAUUGCUGCUACUGGGACAUUCUCAGCUCCUUUAGCGUCUGGAGGUCCUGGUGGUCUUCCUGUACCAUACAUUGUUAUUGGUAACAAAGCAGAUAUUGCUGCGAAAGAGGGUACACGAGGGAGCAGUGGCAAUCUGGUUGAUGCAGCUAGACAAUGGGUUGAGAAGCAGGGAUUACUUUCAUCAAGCGAGGAACUUCCUUUGGCUGAGAGUUUCCCUGGCAAUGGAGGUCUUCUAGCAGCUGCCAAAGAAGCCAGAUACGACAAAGAAGCGGUUAUGAAAUUUUUUCGAAUGUUGAUCAGGCGGAGAUACUUCUCAGAUGAAUUGCCUGGUGCAAGCCCAUGGUUGACCCAGGUCCAUAGGCCAUUGGCACAAUCUUCUGAAAUUUCAAGUGACGAGGACCAGAUGUAUAAGAGUUCAAAUUUGAUAGGCGAUCCGUACAAGUAUAAUGCACUUCCUCCGCUACCAGCUCAACGCAACCUGAACCCCCCACCCACGCUCUAUCCACAGCAGCCCAUGUCAACACCUGACUAUUACAACAUCCCAAGAUUUGCAUCGAGUGCCAACCAGGAAACCACCACUGUGAGAUCAAAGCGUACAGAUAUUAAUGUAUGAAGAGUUCAAUUGCUAUUCCAUUGACUGAAACAUCUCCAAGAGCAGUAUGUUUUCCUUAGUGGAUAUAGCAGUUAUUCAGAGACGAAUUGUUCCAUUCGUUAUUUGACCCAUGGAGAGGCAUUUUGUUCACCGUGUGUUAUGAUGUAAUGAAUUUGCUUGUUUAUCACUUGGGAUACACGUCGAUUCUUUCUAUUCAUUUGGUUUUCAGUUCUUCCCCUCGCCCCUGAACUUGUAACAUGUGAGGAACUAUUUUUUGUCAAGGGGUAGAAGUGCGUAUGGACUUCAGUUAUUAUUAUUAUUAUUAUUAUUUUUCCCCUC
Messenger RNA from Olea europaea var. sylvestris, 1895 nucleotides. RefSeq names its product small GTPase LIP1-like. The record is from RefSeq and is a predicted model, not a curated record. Lineage: Eukaryota; Viridiplantae; Streptophyta; Magnoliopsida; Lamiales; Oleaceae. Gene Ontology annotation, cellular component: endomembrane system. The transcript is spliced from 7 exons. Gene Ontology annotation, biological process: intracellular protein transport. Gene Ontology annotation, molecular function: GTPase activity. Bases 573 to 1577 code for a protein of 334 amino acids.